GAAACGUCGUCGUCGUCGUCGAUUCGUGAGCUGUUGUCUGCAUACUUCCAUCGCAGCAGUUAUCGACGCACGCAGUGAAAACGUUUUUAUUAUUUGCAAUUUUUGUAAUUGUCCUGUGGAUGGCAUUGUGAAUUCUAUUGUUCGUCAUCGCAAGCCCGAAGGAACAAUAGGAAGCGCCUGUAUUGUGUUUCCCCUACCAUCUUUGUUCGGGCGGAAGGUGACUGAAAAAGCUUUUCUUCGUUUUAUUUCUGUGCGUUUUUAUCGGUGUGUGCGGUGGUGCUGUGCGCGCGUACGUGUGUGAACUGUCAAACUGAAGAGAAAAGCUGACAAAAAAUAGAAAAUGUGUGCUGUGUAGUGUGCAGAGAAGAGCAGAAGAAAAGGCCACCACCAUCGGAAGAAAGGAAUUUUUGCUACUCGCGUUUGUGGUUUCGGGUGGAAAUGUCCGUAAUUUAAAUUCGAUUUGUUCCGCUGCGACCAUUUCCCGUUGUAAUUUUUCCGUCUCGUUUCGCGAGGAGACUCCAGUGCGGCAGACGAAACAAAGGUGACCGCUAUUCCGGAUUCAGUCGGCGGAACGAACGAACGAACAAACGGCGCAGUUCUCGGACAGGCUCACUAGCUGGCUUUUGUUGGCACGGCCAGGCGUCGGGACGCGGUCGAACUUGAAAAAAUCAUCUAUUUUCGGAAGUUGAAAUAAACUACGCGUAAUAGGAUUCCUCGCCCGAGAGCCGUCUGUGCGAAGGUGGAAGUAUUGCGUGUGCGAGCUGCUUGACCAAAAAACAACAUGUAAUGCAAUAUUAGAGCACGCCACGACGACACACAAAUGCCGUUCAAUCAAAGACAAACCGAUUGCAAUAAUCGAUAUCCAUUUAGAACGGACUGUGCAAGUAUUAGGUGAACGUAAAACGUGUAUGUGUGUAAAUCCUUCCGGAGAUAAGAAACGAAAAUAAACUAAAUAGAAACAGUAGACCUAAUAUAUUGCCAAACACGCGCGAACCACGAACCACGAAAAUGAAAUUUUCCGGUAACAAUCCAGUGCUAUUCUGCGAGCAGGUAGGCACGGUGACAUCUUUCUUCGAACAAUGGAACGACUGCGAGCGGACGGUCGUUCUGUACGCGCUGCUGAAGCGCGUUCCAUUUGCCAACCUAAAGUUCCUGCAGUUGUCGAUCGACUACAAUCUUGCCCAGAACUACAGCUCCCAGAGCAAGCUACAGCACCUGGAGACCAAUGCCAACAAUGCAAUUUUUUUGAACAAACUCGUCCAACGAUACCAGGCCACCUGCUGUGUGGCUGCGCCGGGUACCGGUGAGACGGGUGCAAUCGUUAACAGUAAUCACAACAAUAACAACAGCAACAUUGCCAACAAUAAUUUGACCGCCAAAGAUCCGGGAUACACGGAUUUAGAGAAGAAAAACUCCGCCUAUGAUUUGACGUCCACGUCCUCGUCCUCCUGUUCGUCCACAUCGGGCACAUCGUGUGGUUCUGCGCCGUCGAAAACUAUCCUAGUGCCACCAUCUUCGACGGCUACUUCCCUGGACAGCAACAACAUGGACAAAGCAGCGACACAUCCCAGAAGCAAACAGGCCGAAGCCAAGAAGAAUAUCUUGAAUGAUAUGCUGGUCUAUCUGCCGCUGCUGAAACCUGGCAACGAUGACGUGAAGGGUGUGUACAUGUCGCUCAUACCGGCCGCCGUCGAGGAUGCCUGCCAGCAGACGGUACCGACCGAGCUGGUGCAGCACAUACUGUCCUACUUAUUAAUUCACCCUGCGGUGAAUAAUGAUGAUCGAAGAUCUCUAAGCUACUGGUUACGCCACCUGGAGGAACACAUUUCUUCCUCAUACGUCCCGACAACGCUUACCUCAUCAACGGUAGCAGCAACGGCCACCAGUGGCGGCAACAAGGGUUGCAUCAACAACGCUUCAAGCAAUAGUAACUACUUUAAUCUUGCUUCGGCUGCUGCAGCCGGUGCAACGGCACCGCAUGGCCAACAUCAACAGCAGCAGCAGCAGCAGUUUGUUGGUGGAUCCAACAAUCCGGCUGCCAAAACCGGUAGCCAACAAUUCCUCGCAGCCGGCACCUGGCACCAUUCGGCGCCACCUCAGCCGUCACAGCAACAUCUUCAAACCAGCGCUGGUACUGGUGGUUGCAAGCAACUGUCCAGCCAGCAGCAGCCGACACUUUCGUCGGUUAGCAUUUCUACUUCGUCGCUGUUGUCUAAGUCCCAGCAGAGUUUGAAUCAGCCUAGCAGCAGCAGUACUUCCAGUUCUAGUUCCUGUCUUGAUAGUACUGUUUCACAGCUUCUGAAGUCGACCAACAUGUUGGUCAACCUAGAAUGGACACCGGAAACUCCCGGAGCAGAGGACGGUGGCGGGGGAGCUAGUCAGAGUACUGCUAACUCUGCUGGAAGUAUGGAAACUAUCACGAUUAAAGAGUUUGUGCCGGUCACAUAUGGCUUUCACUCGGCGUCAACGGGUAACGGUGCUAGCAAACCGGUAGUGGGCAGUACCAUUAACAAUAUCAGUAGUACCAACAGUGGCAGCAAUAGUAGUAGCAAACAACACAGUUUGAUCGCUUCUUCUAGUCAACAACAGCCCCAGGGAGGUUUUCUGGGCAGCAGCAGCGUCGUCAGUGGCAACACUCUCAACGGAAACAGCGCCACCCUAACUCUGAACGUAAACGGAAGCCUCAGUCAUGGCGCAGUGGUUCUGGCCGAUCUGGACUCUAGUGAUGAUAACCAUUUAAGCUUCAGCAAAAAUGGAACGGAAAUUUUCGACUACGAUUGUGAUUACGACAAUGAGGAAGAGUUUAACUUUUUAGCUCGGGCAGCGGCUGCGGUGGCUGCUUCCACCGCUGGGCCAGUAUCGGCUUCCAGUAAAGGGCCUGUUUCCGGAACGCAAAAUGCGGCUGGUUCCGCGAUUGCACCAGGAGCGGCUGCUCCUGGCAGUGGCAACUGCAAAAAUCGUGUCUCGUUCGAUGCUAAUAUUAAUGAUUAUUUGAGGGUUCCUCCGAUUGCGGUGAACGACUUUGACAUAGAUGGAAAUGGCCUGUUGAAAACCCGUCGAUCCAACAGUUUAACUACUACGGUUAGCAGUGUUUGUGGGCUUUCGGUUGGGGAGCUUCAUCAGCAAAAACAGAGCAAUGAAUGCCUAUCGGCAGAAAACUUGACCAAUUUGCAACUUCUGCAGAAUAAACCACGAAGCUUUUCGUUGACCAUGGAAAGUCCUCGCUCAUCGCUGACUUCAAGCGGUUCGGAAACCCGGCUGGACGAUUUUAAGCAGCAUCAAAUGGUGAAGAUGUAUGGUCAGCCGAACGUCGGUAUGUCCAGCAUUGCUCAUUGGCUGAAAAGUUUACGACUGCACAAGUAUGUGUGGCUGUUUUCCAAUUUAACCUACGAGCAGAUGAUGGAGAUGACCGAAGAGUAUUUGGCGAGUCUGGGUGUCACCAAGGGGGCCCGCCACAAGUUGGUUAUUUGCAUUCAGAAGUUAAAGGAACGUUACGAAACGCUGGUGCGAAUGGAGAAAGAACUGCUGGCCAGCGGAGCAACCAAGAGUCAGCUGGGUACAGUGUUCGAUGAGCUGACUAAUAUCGUGCUGACUCCGAUGAGACCGUCCGGGCUUGAUCCGAGCGAAGAUAUUGCCGGGCAGUUUAUGAAGCUGAUGGAUUUGAUUGCAUCCUUCCUACUGGUGAGAUCGGUUUGUGGAGUUCAGGAUGAAGAAUACUUGAACAUCUUUAUCUGGGUGCUGGAGCGGGCUUUGCAUAAUGACGCUUUUGCUUCGCACGCGAAUCAGAUUAAAGAGUACAAGUAUAAGGCCAACAAAAUCAAAAUGCAGUUCACUCCGAAGGCUCACUAUGCAAAGAAUGCCAACAUUAACGGAAACAUCAACAAACCGAGGUGGAGCGUGGUGAACAAACAUAAACCGAACAACCCGAACGAGCCGCAACACCAGAAGACACCUCAUCGCAAGAGUUCGUUGCAGUACUUCAGUUCACCGAUGCAGCAGCAGCAACAACAACAGCAACAACAGCAGCAGCAGCAACAACAACAACAGCAAUCCCAAACACCUCAACAGCAGCAACAGCAGACAAACACGUCUUCGUCUCACAGUCAUCUUCAAGCAAUUCCACAUCAGUACUAUGGUGGCGGCGGAGGAGGUCACGGAUCCUCCAACGUCGGUACCGGUCAUAAUAACAACUACAACAAAAGUUCGUCCUAUCCCAACUUCGCUUCCAACUUGACCGGUAGUGGUAAUGGAGGUGGUGUCACCGGUGCUGCGGGCGCUUCCGGCGGUAACAUUAAGCAACAUCAUUCCCAGCCGCACCCGGUGCAGGGUUCUCAACAGCAGCAGCAGCAGCAGCAGCAGCAACAUCAACAUCCACAGCAGGUGCAGCAACUUCCGCAGCAAACACACGUUAAUCAUGGUAACUUUAUGUAUCAUCGGCAUUCGUUAAAUAACAUUUCAGGGCACCAACAUCAACAUCAACAGUUUCUUCAGCAACUUCAAAACCAAGCGCAACAGCAACAGCAAGUGCAACAGCAACAACAAGCGCAGCAGCAAUCACUCAUUCUACCCUCGAUUUACUCAAGUUCGAUAGGCACGACGAAGGUCAAAUCCAGUCAAGCGGCGGAAUCAGUUGGAAUUAAAGAAAAGUCGGGCCCGAAGGCUGCUGCGGCAGCAGAUCUGGUUGCUAGCAAAAGCCAGACUAACAGUAUCGGCGACAUCAACACUCGGCUGGAAUUUCUCUGCUUGCAAAUGACCGAGCAGGCCAUCAACUAAAUUACGACGGCGGGUUGUUUGGGGUGGUAAAUAGCAUUGUAUUUUUAGUGGUCAUAGUUGUAACAGCAGCAAUUGUUAGAAUGUUGUUUAGUUUAGCGGAAUCGCGCGGAACAAUGUGCGGACAUUCGUCGUCUCGACCCCGAAGCUAAAAAUUAACGAAAUUGUAAAAAAAAAAAGGUUGGCAAUCUUUACUCCCGGUGAGGAAAGAAUUGCUUGCUGGUCCGAUGUGGUGGGUUUGCGGAAGGGGUCGGAUAUGUCUGCGCAUAUCAUCGACGACGACGAAAGCCGGUAGUUUUUCAAUUUUCGACGCUCUUGAAAUUAUUAUGCUUCACAAAACAAGAAAGGAACUAAAAAUUCUUAGCAAACAGACAAAGAAAAAUCUAUUUCGAAUAUCUAUAUAUCUAUUUAACACUUUCAAAAAUUAUACAAAAAAAACGUAAAAUGUUGAUAUGUCCCAUUGGAGUAAACUUUGAAAGUUUUUUCUGUUUGUUUUAGCUUUUGAUUCUAGCUAGACCAAGGCAGCAACAAGUAAGUGUGGGCACAGGGGAUUAAUUGAGUAAGGAGAAAAGGACGAAAUUGACGAGUGAUAGAUAGAGAGUGACAGAGAGUUAGACUAGUAGUGAGUGCAGGGAAAAACUAUUUCCACAAAAGCGGGUAUUUGAAAGUGGUAGUAUUUUCGUUGUAAUUCGUUUCCUUUUUUAAUGUUUUUUGUCCAUCUAAAUUUCAGGAAAUUUUAUUAUUUAUACAUUUACAUGAUUGCACUCGCAUGAAACGAAAUAUAAUCACCGGACUAUUAUCUAAUUGGAUGUAGGAAAAGAAUGAGCUCUUGGGUUUUUACUAACGUACUGUGGGAGGGUGGUAAUAAAACAGCAAAAUAGGAAAUAUUGUAAUCGAUCCGGGCUGUGAAACAGCGGGUAAAGUUUCUUCUUAUCACGAUUUUGCUUUCGGUGAUAGUUUGAAAACCGAGAAACCGUGCCACGAUGCAUGCUAUUUAUCAAAUGCAGAAUUGGACUCAAACUCGAGGGCUCUUCCGGGAUGGAAAAUGCUAGAAUUUCGAACCAAACAACAUGUUUAGAUCCUGCGGAAUAUUGCGAAUUGUUUAAAUCCGAAGCGAAAAGUAAAUUACUGUUAGAAAAUUCCAUAAACCGCAAAAUAACGAAACGAAACAGAAAUGUGAUUGUGAUUUUGUUCCCUUAGGAAUCAUCAUGUGUACUAUUUUUUUAUGAAACAUCGUGGCAACUCUUAUUGCUCACCACUUAUGAACAAAAAAAAAACUAUUAUUUAUUUGAGCACGAAAGUCGAGGAGUACACAAAAUUGUAAAACCUGUUCGCACCUGUACUAAUCUUAUAUCUCAUAGAUGUGUCAGUUUACUUGUUAAAUAAUAAAAAAAAUCAAAGAUGCAACCUUUUGAUGGUUAAAGGAAACCCAUAAAUCAGAAAAAAAUAUAUUUUUUGUGCAUAUUUUAUGUCCCGUCAAAAUUUUCCGCUUACUACGCGUAUAUAAAGCAAGUCUUUCAGUUUCGGUGGAAGCAGAAAACAUUGAGUUGUAGAAGAGUUGUAUCCAGACACAGAAAAAAAACUCUCACUUUGAACGAUACCCUGCCACGCGACCUUAAAGGAAGUAAUACGUUAAGUUGUUUAAUUGUAGAUCAAUCAAACACGCAGCAUGUCAUCGCUAGAAAAUAAAGUGAAGGGAAUGAAAAUGGCAUUGUUAUAUAUUUAAUAAAAAAACAACACAAAAGAAAACAAAACACAUUACAAUACCUACAUUUUUCUUCUGUUCAAUUUCCUUAACGCUAUUCGCGGAGAAGUUUGCAAAGAAGUAGUGCGAUGCACCUAUAGCGAUUCUAGUGUAUAGAUAUUCCGUGCGCCAAAACAAGCAGAUCUCUGUAGAAGAAAAACGGAUAUUUUUCUCUCGAUUUUUGUAGUCAGCAACCAGCAAACAGCAGACAGUAACAGUAAUGGUUUAAAACAAAAAUAUGAACAUCCUUCUUCGCUGUUCGAAAUCAAAAACGCCAGCGCUCCCCUUAAGUAGUGCAUACUUACCUAAACUACAUCAAGUUAUCUAUAUUCUGGAUUGUACGCGAGAAAACAGAAAAAACAGAAAGAAUAUCCGAGAGCGAGAAAGAACCUAAGGAAAAUACCAACAAGUUUUAUGUAGUGGAGUUUUUAUUGCGAGACAAAAGGAAUAAAACAAAUCUAGUAAUGGAAAAUAUUUAUU
This is a messenger RNA of Sabethes cyaneus, 6994 nucleotides long. RefSeq names its product protein Smaug-like. Gene Ontology annotation, cellular component: P-body. Bases 1009 to 4773 code for a protein of 1254 amino acids. The transcript has 6 exons. NCBI's taxonomy places the organism in Eukaryota, Metazoa, Arthropoda, Insecta, Diptera, Culicidae. Gene Ontology annotation, biological process: regulation of DNA-templated transcription; regulation of mRNA stability; nuclear-transcribed mRNA poly(A) tail shortening. The record is from RefSeq and is a predicted model, not a curated record. Gene Ontology annotation, molecular function: mRNA binding; protein binding; translation repressor activity.